Messenger RNA from Anopheles merus, 2443 nucleotides. RefSeq names its product serine/threonine-protein kinase meng-po-like. NCBI's taxonomy places the organism in Eukaryota, Metazoa, Arthropoda, Insecta, Diptera, Culicidae. Gene Ontology annotation, biological process: peptidyl-serine phosphorylation; peptidyl-threonine phosphorylation. The coding region runs from base 630 to 2396 and encodes 588 amino acids. The record is from RefSeq and is a predicted model, not a curated record. Gene Ontology annotation, molecular function: ATP binding; protein serine/threonine kinase activity. The transcript has 5 exons.
AACAGAACAUUAAUAUAUUAGACGCAACACUUAAACGUGAAAUCAGCUCUGCCAUCGUCAUUCCAGCCUCGUAGAGAUUGUCAACUGAAUUUAUUGAUAUAAUACAGCGGUUUUAAACCGAUGGGGAUAUCUCUCCAAAGAGGGAAUUUUUGUUUUACUGAAAUGGAAGGGAUGGAGAAUGGUGUAUCGUAGUUUCUGUUUGCCAUAAUUGAAUACAGUAAGUUCGAAAAGGAUUCGUCUUCGAUCUUUUUCGAUGAAUACCAAUUACGCCCAUAAAUCAGCUUUUUCUGUAAAUUAUUUAUCUAGACCAGGGAUCAGCAAACUUUGUGACUGAAAGAGCCAAAUUCUACAAAAUUGUUCGUAGAGUUCCAUAUGAAGAGCAAAAUAAAUAAGCCAAGAAUAAAAAAUGUGUGAAAUGUCUAUGAAAUAAAUAAACGACUAAGAGCCACCAACUCAACGCAAAGGAGGUUCGCUGAUCUAGAGGAAUACUUUUUAAAAUCAAUUUCACAACAUAUAAAAUUUUGACAAUGAAGUAAAAUCCACUGAUAUUGCGGAAGAAUUCAAACUAUGGUAGCAAAUGCUUUACCUUCAUUUUCGUGUCUAAAAACUAAACAUCAAACGCGAAUAAAAUGGCUUCAUCCAAGAAAUCUGCAGGAAGCAUCCACAAAAUUCGCGAGUUUGAGCUUGACAAAGUGGUUUUGUCUGACGAAUUCGACGUCUUACAAAUCGUUGGCGAAGGUUGGUUUGGAAAAAUAUUACUCGUGGAGCAUCGUGCAACUGACACCGAGAUGGUCCUGAAACUUCUACCAAAACCGUUCGUUUCACUUACCGAUUUUUACAAGGAAUUUCACUUCAGCCUUAUGCUGGGGCAACAUAAAAAUAUUGUCACCACUUAUGAUGUAGCUUUCGAAACGGCUGGAUUUUUCGUAUUCACCCAAGAGUACGCCCCAUUAGGAGAUCUGACAUCUAAUGUCUCCGACAAUGGCAUUGGUGAGCUACAUACAAAGCGUGUUGCAAGACAACUUGCUUCGGCGGUCGAUUAUAUUCAUCAAAAAGAUCUAAUUCACAGAGAUAUUAAACUAGACAAUGUGUUAGUGUUUCGCUCAGACUUUGCACGUAUUAAACUAUGUGAUUUUGGCGAAUCUAGAAAGCUAGGUGAGGAGGUUCUGAGACGUAAUGAAUGGCUUCCAUACAGUCCUCCAGAAGUUUUGCUGGUAAAAACGGAUGAUAAAUACAAGACUGAUACAGCUCAUGAUGUGUGGCAGUUUGGCAUAGUUUGUUUUGUAUGUCUAACGGGGUGUUUGCCUUGGCAAAAAGCAUCCACAGACGAUCCUCGAUAUAAUCGCUACCAACAAUGGCAUCAAGCAACACUCACCUUUCCGAUGAAACGAUGUCCAAAACUGUUCAAGCUGCUCUCUGCAAGAGCAUGUAAACUGUUUAAGAAGUUUUUGGAUCCUCGUUCGGAUAGACGUUUAAAGACUCUAAGCGAUUUGCAAAAAUUUAUCGAUGAUCGAUGGCUAGCAAAAUCUGCUGAAAAGGAAAUGGCUGAAAAUGAGCCCGAUGAAUUGUGCCCUUCGAUGUAUUCUUUCCACAGUAGCGUCGAGGAAAAAAAUAAGCUACUAGGAACUCUGGCAAAAUGUGGCAUCGAGACAACAGUUGAUCGUGCUGCUAAGAAAAACCGUAUAAGAGAUUGGAUUCAAUCGUCUGUCAUCGUAGAGGAAGAGGAAGAAGAUGAUUCAGGAUGCGCCACUCCUUCAUCCACCGUUUCUAGAACUGCUGUUCCUGGACACGUUUCAUCGGUGGCCGCUAUGGAACGAACGGAGAAAAAAAUUAACACAACAGUAAAGGAGGCAUCACAAAAACACAUCGAUCCACGUACCGGCACCGUUCAAGUCGGUCCAAGUGAGAUGGGAUCUAUUAAUGCUCAUAAAAAUAACAAUAACCGGUCUCCACCAAACAUUAAUGGACACACGAUAUUGUCAAAUUCUAGCAAACCUAAUCUCCUCUCAGCUACACAUGGCCUCGUAAAGGUGGCAUUUAGUUCGGUUGGAUCAGUUCCGUUACCGCAAAACAAUCGUAGCGAUUUAGUCAAUAAAAAGAGUAAUAUGGAGGACAGUGGCUACGGUAGUAUAAACGGUACCCAUAAGAAUCGAUCAUAUUCCAAUAAAAUUUCAAAAUCGCCGACAUUACCUAAACGAUCUACUUUCAUACGAUCUGAAAAUAAUCCUUCGGAAGAUAUGGAAUCAUCAGAAGAACACGACAGUCAAAGCUUAGAGUUCGACGAACUUGAAACAGAUCGCGGAUCGGAUGGUUUUGUUAAUGCAUUGCAUGAAAAACGAAAGUCAGAGAAAAAACAAGAGAGUACCUAUGAUAAGCUCUUCUUUCGAAGAAAAUAGUUGCAACUCGUCUCUACAUUUUCUUUGAGCAUAAAUAUUUGCAAGAA